UCCCGGUGCCGCAGCUCUGCGCCCGCUCCUGCCGCUCCCAGCUCAGAGAAACCCCCUGAAAUCCUGACCUCCUUCUUUUCCUGUCCUGGAAAACUGGGAUACAAAGCAUCUGAGUCAGCUGGCAAAUUCUGAGGAUAAGACCCUUCAGAGAAUCAUCCCAAUCCUCAGUAUUUUUUUCUCUUCCUCCUCUUUUCCAUCAUCCUUUUUCUUACCCCAUAGAUUCCUCCUGCUGCUUCUUGCCUUAAGCACAUUCCUGCACACUCUCCUUCAGCCAAUCCCUUCCCAGCUCACCAACCCCAUCCAUCCCCUGUUGUCUAAAUCCCUUCUGGACUUCCCUUCUUGCCCCCCUGGGUGUCCAUGUCCUUAAUUACCUCUGAGGGAAUGUGCAAACGACCUACACAUGCUCCCAAGGGACCCUUGAGAGAUAUUUUGAGGUCAUCAUCCCUUUGUCCAGGAUGCCCUUCUAACAUUCCAUUUUGUCCCCUCAGUGGUCCUACCUGGAUCCCACCUGUGCCCCCCGGGCCUUGGCGCCCCCCUUGAGGGGAAUUUGGGGAGGUGGGAGGGGGGAGCGCCAAGGCCGGGCCCCCCUGCGCUGUGGUGGCGGGAGCGGCUGCAGUGGGGAGCGAGUGCGGGCGGAAGCGGCCGAGAGCCCAGCGCUGCGCCAGGCCGAGCUGGCCCAGCUCCAUCCGUGCCCCUGCGGUGGGAUGCUGUGGGACUGGGGGGGAAGAGGGAGGCGGCAGUGGGUGCUGGGCCUGGGGGCUGGAGGAGAAGGGAAGGAGAAGCAGGGCUGAGGAACAAAAUGUUCAAAGGAUGCACGUGGAAGGAGAAGGUGGGAUUGUGCAGGAGGAGAAAGAGUAGGAGGAAGAGAAGUGUGAGGAAAAGUAUGGCCACAGGAGGAGGAGGAGCAGGAAGAGGGAGCAGCACAAGGUUCCACCCUGUCUGUGUGUGCAGUCCCAGGAGUGUUUCCCUGCCCACAGUCAGCAGGUGACUGCAGAGGGGGAUGAUUUUCACUGGGCUGAAUCUUGGUGUUUCUGAGUUUUAUUGGGCUAAAUGUUGGUGGUUUGUUUUUUUGCAGGGCCUGAAUGUUUUUAUUCUGGAGGAGGUUUGCCUGAAUUUGGUGUUUGGGUAGUUUUUGAUCACUGUUUUUAUGUUUGGAGGAUGUUUGGGCUGAAUCUUGGUGUGUAGUAGGCUCUUACAGACACAAGAUGCCAAAUGACUUCCUCAGAUGAACUUGGGCAAGGAGGAAUCCCCACCCCAAAGCGCUGUCCUCUUGUUUUUUUCCCCAAACCAGGAUUUUACAUUCCCGCACCGUGGCCAGAUGGAAGAGGAGGAGGAAAAGCCCUGGAGAUCCCACAUGAGGAGGGGCUGCAAACCCAGUCCAGGGAGCUGUGAGGAGGAAAGAUCCCCCCUGUGCCAGGAACACGGCCAGAGAUCCAGCCGCAGCUCAGAGCUGGGGGAGAAGCCCCACAAGUGCUUGGAAUGUGGGAAGGGCUUCAGAAAGAGCUCCCACCUGAUCCAGCACCAGGUGAUUCAUACUGGGGAAAAGCCCUACGAGUGUGGGGAAUGUGGGAAGAGCUUCAGCCGGAGCUCCAGCCUGAGGAAUCACCAGAGGAUCCACACUGGGGAACGACCCUAUGAGUGUGGGAAAUGUGGAAAGAGCUUCGGAAGUAUCUCUCACCUGUUGACACACCAGGUGAUGCACACAGGGGAACGGCCCUACACCUGUUUGGAAUGUGGGAAGAGCUUUGGUCAGAGCUCCAACCUGAGGGCACACCAGCGCAUCCACACUGGAGAGAGGCCCUACGAGUGUCCCGAGUGUGGGAAGAGGUUUCAGCGCAGCUCCCAUGUCCUCAAACAUGAGCGGAUUCACACAGAGGAGAGGCCCUUCCGCUGCCCCGACUGCGGGAAGGGCUUCAACCGCAACUCCACCCUCACUCUCCACCGGCGCAUCCACACUGGGGAGAGGCCCUACGAGUGUCCCCAGUGUGGGAAGAGCUUCUCACAGAGCUCAGCCUUGACCAAACACCAACGGAGGCACCAGAUCCACACUGGGGAAAAGCCCUACGGGUGUGGGAAAUGUGGGAAGAGCUUCAGCCGGAGCUCUGACUUUUGGAAACACCAGACGAUCCACACUGGGGAAAAGCCCUACGAGUGUGGGAAAUGUGGGAAGAGCUUCAGAGAUAUCUCUGACCUGAUGAGACACCAGGUGAUCCACACAGGGGAACGGCCCUACACCUGCUUGGAAUGUGGGAAAAGCUUUCGGUGGAGCUCCUACCUGAGGGCACACCAACGCAUCCACACUGGGGAGAGGCCCUAUGAGUGUCCUGAAUGUGGGAAGAGGUUUCAGACCAGCUCUGAUGUCCUCAAACAUGAGCGGAUUCACACAGAGGAGAGGCCCUUCCGCUGCCCCGACUGCGGGAAGGGCUUCCAGCAGAACGGCAACCUCACCGUCCACCGGCGCAUCCACACUGGGGAGAGGCCCUACGAGUGUCCCCAGUGUGGGAAGAGCUUCUCCACCAGCUCUAACUUGACCCGACACCAACGGAGCCACACUGGGGAAAAGCCCUACCAGUGUGGGGAAUGUGGGAAGAGCUUCAGCCGGAGCUCCAGCCUGAGGAAUCACCAGGUGAUCCACACUGGGGAACGGCCCUAUGAGUGUGGGAAAUGUGGGAAGAGCUUCAGAGAUAUCUCUGACCUGAUGAGACACCAGGUGAUCCACACAGGGGAACGGCCCUACACCUGCUUGGAAUGUGGGAAGAGCUUUGGGUGGAGCACCGCCCUGAGGGCACACCAGCUCAUCCACACUGGGGAGAGGCCCUACGAGUGUCCCGAGUGUGGGAAGAGGUUUCAGACCAGCUCCCAUGUCCUCCUACAUGAGCGGAUUCACACAGAGGAGAGGCCCUUCCGCUGCCCCGACUGCGGGAAGGGCUUCAAGCACAACUCCACCCUCACCGUCCACCGGCGCAUCCACAGUGGGGAGAGGCCCUACGAGUGUCCCCAGUGUGGGAAGAGCUUCUCACAGAGAUCUGCCUUGACCCAACACCAACAGAGGCACCAGUAAGGGAAGCCCUGCGAGUGCCCCGAGUGCGGGAAGAGCUUUGUGCGCUGCUCCAGCUCCAUCCCCCAUGGGAGGAUCGGCGUUGGAUGAUCCCCAGUGACCCCCGUUGGGCAGAGCCCUGGUGAUCCGUGGUCCUGGUGAUCCGUGUUGGGAAGACACCUGGCUGGGAGGCUCCACAUC
Molecule: messenger RNA, 3238 nt
Organism: Poecile atricapillus (Black-capped chickadee)
Lineage: Eukaryota; Metazoa; Chordata; Aves; Passeriformes; Paridae
Product: zinc finger protein 420-like
Exons: 3
Coding region: 1226-3061 (611 amino acids)
Cellular component (GO): nucleus
Source: RefSeq, a predicted model, not a curated record